Molecule: messenger RNA, 2184 nt
Organism: Durusdinium trenchii
Lineage: Eukaryota; Dinophyceae; Suessiales; Symbiodiniaceae
Source: the annotation of a GenBank genome assembly
AUGUACUUGGCACAAGGCAGCACCAUCCAUGGCCGUUGCCGGCUCUCGCCGCCACUCAGCAUCACGAGCGAAUCACAGUUUUUGAAGCUGAAAGAGAAGCACAAAUGGGAUUCUGAGGGGCUUCCCUACAAGCUUCCCUUUGUCGUCCACGCGAUCUCUCAGGUGCAGCAGCUUACCCCAUUGGAAUUUCUCAAGCUCCGAGGGUGCCAAGGGAGGAGCCUCUACAGGCCUUUAGAUUGGAAACCAGAACAUGAUCUGGCCAGCACGGAGGGAGAGAAUCUGGAUAGUGGAGAGACAAAAGCGGAUGCAAAAACAGGAGAGACAGGGAAAGGCAAGGACAAGAAGAAAGGACUAUCAGCCAAGGAAAAGAAAGCCAAGGCCAAAGCCAAGAUCACUCCGCUGAAGGUCCUUCCGCCAGAGGUUCUCGAGUCGCAAAAAGUGAAGAUAAUCGACCCAGCUGAGCAUUUUGUCCCGGGCGAGGAGAGGCUACAAGCAAAGCGCAAGUUCUUCAGUCGCAAGGAUUCUACAGUGGACCUGCAUGUGAGCGGAGGCGCGUUGGCACAUGUCAACAAAUUGGCCUUCCCCAGGGAAGGUCAAAAGACGGCUGCAUACUUGUUUGGCGAGAUUGACAAAGUCCCCGCUGUGCAGGCAGUCCUGGUUCCCGCAUGGAGCGACCAAGAGCGGUUUCCGGAGUGGGACAUGGACAUGGCAUGCAUGCAAGAUUGCCGGUUUGCAAGAGACAUGAAGCUCCUUGGGAUUCUUUUGGUUGUGCCAGGGGAGGAAAAACCAGAUCCCUCACACCUGUCUUUGUUCCAGAAACUGCAGAAGGAGAGCUUGUUCUUUGGCCUGACGGGAACUGACAGAAAAUCAGCAUUCUACAAAUUCGAGGAGGAACAUUGGAAGGAGAAGGCGGUGGAAGUUCACUGGACGGGCAAGAAAUCUCAUUACAUGGUCAAUGUAGUGGGGCAAAAGGUGUCCCUCUUGGAGAACAUCAAGGAAUGUGCCAGAUCAUCCGUGGAUGCAUUCAAGAAAUCUCUAGAUGCCUCCACCCGCAAGGGCGCCAAGAAACAAAAGAAAGCGGAGCAGAACAUGAAGCGGCGGGCACAGCUGCAGUCAGAAGGCGAAGAACAGGAACGUCCGGGUUCCUCCUCAUCACUUCUGAGAAGAGCAGUGGAGGAAAUUCAGUCUGUUGUGGACUACCUUGUUGAAAAGAUUGCUGAGUUCGACCAGGCCACUGCUUCUGAAGGCUUUUUGGAACAUCUGGCCUUGUUUCCGCUGGCCAAACGUGAGAUGUCAAAAGUCGUGAGUGUGGACAAAGGCCCCAAAAGCGUGGCAGAGGCUGGAAAAUACAUGUCCCAAGUCAUGAACUUGAAGGCCAUCUUGGAGCUGCGGCUUGCGCGGAGACAAAGCAAUACAUCGCACACCUAUGAUGGCAACAAAUGGAUGCGGAAACGAUUGCGUGGUGAUGCAAGCUCAGAGCUACAGACCGUGCGCAGGAAGCUUACUUUCUCGGAUGAGGCACGCUGGUACAGCAGCAAGCAGUUGUGCAACCAGCUGCUUACUGCAGGGGAGCCACCUGAUUCAGAACAAGACUCAGAGGAAGAGAGGGAGGGUCGAUCUCACGGCAACUCUUUCCAAAGCCGCAACCGCCCCACCAUCUACCAGAAGCUCCAGGCGCUCAAGGAGAUGGACAGGUUAGUGGAAAGUGGUAAGACGCAUGGCUUGGAGAAAGCAGUUGCUCAGGUGUUUCCCAAUUUGUUCACCGGCAAGAACGGGUUGAAGUCUGGGAUGCUGGGCCGCUGGAAGACUCAAGCUGAGCAGCAAAAGUGGUAUGAAAUACCAUUCGAGCGGCUGCCAGAAGCAGACCGGCAUUGGCGAGAGUUGCCCGACUGGGUACGAGUGCCCUUGGGAUUGGAGCCCCGUUCGCUAGAGAGAUUCAAGGAUGGGAAGAACAUUCCCAGUUGCAUCUCAAAAAAAUUGGUGGAAAUGCUAGAAAAGUCAACAACGGGUUCGGCAACUUCAAACCUCACAAGUGGCAAAUUGGACUUGAAGCUGGUGAAGAAAGAUGCAGAAGAACUUCUGGCCACCUACCACCAAACACAAGAGGAGAUGGCCAAGGAGCUUGGCAUGGAAGCGCCGCCUGCAAAGCUCAAGGUCAGUGACAGGUGCGGAUUUGCAACGUGA